AUGCCCUUCUCAGCUUUGCCUGCGGAAAUUCUCAAUCGUAUCGUCUCCUUCGUCCCGGUGGCGUCACUGCCAUCUCUCUGUGUCGUCUGUCGGGCACUACAGGCUCCUGCUCAGGCUAAGCUCUAUUCGACCCUCCAGCUCGGACAGCCCAGCCAAGCCUUCCGCCUCUGUAGCACCCUCGUCGCACGGCCAAAUCUCGCUCACCUGGUCAAGACUGCCUGGUUCUUCCUAGAUCCACGCAGGACAAGCCACAGGGGAGCCCUCCCCCAACAAUACUGGCUCGCGGUCAAGGCAGCACUCACGCAGACAGCUGCGCUGGAGACACUCGUGCUAUUUGAUCCUACCUUUGGCACCACGUGGGUGUUGGACUUCGCGGACGCGCCAUUCCAGUUGACGGAGGCUAAGCUGAAGCUGCGCUGGGAUACCCACCUCGUGCGCUUUCUCGAGAGCCAGGUGCAGCUGAAGAACCUGCAGAUCCCCGACCACCCUGAGCCCGCGGACGCACCUGUCAUCUCUCCUAACGCCCUGCCGGCCCUCUGCCAAAUCGAAGCCUCCUCGUUCAUUGUGACUCAACUUGCGAACUGUCCAUUGACAAAUAUACAGACAGUAUUGAGCGCUCCGUCGGGGGAGACACUCCCGCGGCUCUUAGCCUGCCUUCCCAAGUGGCGGGGUCUGCGUUCACUCAAUAUCAUCGAUUUACCUGCUGGCCCUACAGCUGAGGAGUUUAAUUCAGAAACAGUCAAUCGGAUCGCAGACUCAGCGCCCAAUCUCGAACAUCUUGGCAUCCUCCCCCUGCCCUGUAUGAAGCGCAACGGCUUCCACCGUGCACUCACGCGCUUGUACAACCUGCGCACCCUCGAGCUCGACCUGGGCGCCUGGGUCCCGCAGCCAUCAAUUCACCUACAGCGUGCGCUAGUCAUGGAGAUGCACAUAUACCGCCCGACUCUGCAGCUUGUCGCUCUCUGGGCUGGCGGCGACCGUCGUUUCGACUGGUCCAUGGACGCAGAAACCGGCGAAUGGACAUAUUAUCCGCAUCAGAAUGGCAUGGACGUUCUGUGGCGGCGCGCGUAG
Gloeophyllum trabeum ATCC 11539 is the source of this 1071-nucleotide messenger RNA. RefSeq lists its product as uncharacterized. NCBI's taxonomy places the organism in Eukaryota, Fungi, Basidiomycota, Agaricomycetes, Gloeophyllales, Gloeophyllaceae. The record is from RefSeq and is a predicted model, not a curated record. The transcript has 2 exons. Gene Ontology annotation, molecular function: protein binding. The coding region runs from base 1 to 1071 and encodes 356 amino acids.